This is a messenger RNA of Metarhizium robertsii ARSEF 23, 1764 nucleotides long. Its product is annotated as glycoside hydrolase family 17. Gene Ontology annotation, cellular component: fungal-type cell wall; extracellular region; cell surface. The record is from RefSeq and is a predicted model, not a curated record. The coding region runs from base 1 to 1764 and encodes 587 amino acids. Lineage: Eukaryota; Fungi; Ascomycota; Sordariomycetes; Hypocreales; Clavicipitaceae. Gene Ontology annotation, biological process: cell wall organization. Gene Ontology annotation, molecular function: glucan endo-1,3-beta-D-glucosidase activity; 1,3-beta-glucanosyltransferase activity. The transcript has 2 exons.
AUGAAGGGAGAGUUUGUUGCCGCCGCCCUGGCGGCGUUGGCCAGCGGCGUCUCGGCCGCCCACCACCGUCAUGCCCACGAGCACCUUUUCAAGAAGGGUCUGAAUGAUACCGCCGCCGUGUGCACUCCCGGCUGUACUACCAUCUGGAAGACCAUGACUGGCGAGCCUACGCUCGUCGCACCCUCCACCAAGACCCAGACUCAGAUCCUCACGGUCACGCCCUCUCCCAAGACUUCUUCUAUCCAGGCACCGCCUCCUCCCCCUCCGACGACCCAGGCUCCUCCACCACCGCCUGCCACCACCGAGAUUGUUGUGGUGCCUACUCCCGUGGUUACUACGUGCCCGACCCCCGGCACCUACACCUUCCCGGCAACGACCGUUACUAUCCAGAAGACUACCACUGUCUGCGAUGCCACGUCGACCAAGGUUCCUUCUGGUACUCACACCAUCGGUGGUGUCACCACUGUCGUCGUGACGGCCACUACUGUCACCUGCCCCGUCGCUACUAUUCACACCAGCGGUAGCGUCACCACCAGCACCAUUGUCCAAACUACCUACGUCUGCCCCAGCGCUGGUACAUACACAAUUGCUCCCAUCAUCACCACCGUCAGCAAGGAGACCGUCAUCGUCUAUCCCACUCCUGCUACCUAUAGCCCAGGUACCUACACUGCUCCGCAGCAGGUUGUCACUGUCACCAAGACCGGCUUCGUUUAUAUCUGCCCGCUGACCAGCAAGGGCCUGACAACCUCAACCCCGGUUUCAACUUCAACUCCCGCCCCGGCUCCCACUUCUGUCAAGACCCAGGCUCCUCCCCCUCCCCCCGUCAAGACCACUGAAGCUCCCAAGAAGUCCGAGACUCCCCCUCCUCCUCCCGCCAAGACCUCUGAGGCUCCCAAGAGCUCCCAGGCUCCUCCACCCCCGAACAACACCGGUGGCGAUCUGGUCAGCAACAAUGACCACUUGGGAAUGACCUACACUCCCUAUGUUGGCUCCACUGGUCAGUGCAAGACGGCCGACCAGGUCGACUCUGAUAUUUCGUCCAUCAAGAAUGCCGGUUUCUCCGUGGUUCGAGUCUACUCGACUGACUGCAACACAUUGGAGAAUGUCGGUAAUGCCUGCUCCAAGUAUGGCAUGAAGAUGAUUGUCGGUGUCUUUGUCAAGAGCUCUGGUUGCAGCAUCAAUACUCCCGAUAUCAAGGAGCAGGUUGACAAGCUCGUUGCGUGGGGCAAAUGGGAUAUUGUCGUGCUCCUGGUCGUCGGUAACGAGGCCAUCAUGAACAACUACUGCUCCCCCGAGCAACUCAAGCAAUUGAUUACUGACGUCAAGGGAAAGUGCUCAAGCAAAUUCAGCGGCAAGGUCACCAUCUCUGAGACUCUGAACAUUUGGCAGCGCGAGGACGUGUCCUCCCACCUGUGCUCCGAGGUUGACAUUACGGGUGCCAACAUUCACCCCUACUUCAACAACGGAGUCGCUCCUAGUGAGGCCGGUCAAUUUGUCAAGGGCCAGAUUAGUAUUCUUCAGAAGAUCUGCAACAAGUCUGUCAUCACUCUGGAGGUCGGAUGGCCCUCGGGCGGCCUGGACAAUGGCCUCGCCGUGGUCGGACUCGAUGCGCAGUCCAUCGCUGUCAAAUCGAUUCGCGAGCAGUGUGGUAACGAGGUCAUCUUUUUCUCUUUGGAAGACGACCGCUGGAAGCAGAAGGGCAGCUGCGGUUGCGAGGACAGCUGGGGUCUCGGUAAAGCUUUCAACAUCUUGACUUCAUCGUAA